AUGGCUGCGGCGAUAGCCAGCUCCUUGAUCCGGCAGAAGCGACAGGCGAGGGAGUCCAACAGCGACCGGGUGUCGGCCUCCAAGCGCCGCUCCAGCCCCAGCAAAGACGGGCGCUCCCUGUGCGAAAGGCACGUCCUCGGGGUAUUCAGCAAAGUGCGCUUCUGCAGCGGCCGCAAGAGGCCAGUGAGGCGGAGACCAGAACCCCAGCUGAAAGGAAUUGUGACAAGGUUAUUCAGCCAGCAGGGAUAUUUCCUGCAGAUGCACCCAGAUGGUACCAUUGACGGGACCAAGGAUGAAAAUAGUGACUACACCCUCUUCAAUCUAAUUCCUGUGGGCCUGCGUGUGGUGGCUAUCCAAGGGGUGAAGGCCAGCCUCUAUGUGGCCAUGAAUGGUGAAGGCUAUCUUUACAGCUCAGAUGUUUUCACUCCAGAAUGCAAAUUCAAGGAAUCUGUAUUUGAAAACUACUAUGUGAUUUAUUCUUCCACACUGUACCGUCAGCAAGAAUCAGGCCGAGCAUGGUUUCUGGGACUCAAUAAAGAAGGUCAAAUUAUGAAGGGAAACAGAGUGAAGAAAACCAAGCCCUCAUCACAUUUUGUACCAAAACCUAUUGAAGUGUGUAUGUACAGAGAGCCAUCACUUCAUGAAAUUGGAGAAAAACAAGGGCGUUCAAGGAAAAGUUCUGGAACACCAACCAUGAAUGGAGGCAAAGUCGUGAAUCAAGAUUCAACAUAGCUGAGAACUCUUCCCUUCGUCCCUCUCUCAUCCCUUCCCUUUCUCCCCCCUACUUUUCCCAUUUCCUUCCAAUAAAUCCACCCAAGGAGAGGAAAAUAAAAUGGCAACCCAGGACCUAGUGACUAAGAUUCUGCACUCAAAAAUCUUCCUUUGUGUAGGACAAAGAAAUUGAACCAAAGCUUGCUUGUUGCAAUGUGGUAGAAAAUGCACAUGCACAAAUAUUAGCACAUAUAAAAUCAAGAGAAAAAAAUAAAUCAAGACACCACAACAUUGUGCUGUUAUUAAUAGAAGGCUAAUUAUAAUGAAAACAUAACUAUAAUAAAUUUGAAAUAAAGUUAUUAUCUUAAUGACAAGGGUUUUGGAGAAUUGAACUUACAAAUCAAUGUAAUACCCUGAAUAACUUAAACUUUGGAUAAUGCUGUGAUGUGUGCUUCCUGUUGAAUUUGAAUUUUCUUUGGGCAUCUGGAAUUGACACAUAAUUACAUUCUGUUUCCAGGAUUUUUUUUUACCAUGAUAUUAAACAUGUACAAAUUAUAGAUUCUUCUAAUUCCCAUAUGGUAUAAGCCAGAAAUCAUUUAAAAGUUUAAACUUUUAUUCUUGAAUUUGUUACUUACAAUUAUUUUAUGCAAAAGAUAGACUUCUGUUGAAUUUAAUAGUAUUAGCUGAUUUUAUUCCUUUAUAAAGAGUUUCAGAUUCACCUAGGAGAUUAUCAUAUUUUUAUCAAAAUAAUUAAUCCAGGAUCUCAUUUUUUUUAGUUAUUUAGAAAAAAAAAUGUGUUCUAAGGCUGAGGUUACUUUUGAGAAUUCUGUGUCAUUGCCAUGCUUGGGCAGGGAUGAAUAAGUUAUAUGCACUUAUCAUUUGGUCUGAUUUUUCAUUGUGCACAGCUUGGAGAGUAUUGGUGCAUGUCUAGCUGUGUUAAAGAGUUUUGUACCAUCUCUUGCAGCAGGAAAGAAAGAAAAGGGGUUUCACACAAGGAAAUAAAUCCUAGGAUAUUGGUCAAAGCAAAUCGUUUUUGCCUUUGUACCUUACCAGAAUUUUGUGUAUGUAGCACUUUCCAAACUUCACCAAGAAAUUGGGAGGCAUGAAUGUGAAAUUCCUAAUUUAUUAUCUCAUGAAGCCAGUGGCUUGCUUGUUACUCUAUAUCCUUGUUAAUAAGUCUAGUUGACAGUAACUGUCUCCUAGAACACAGAAGGGAAGUUGAUACAUUGAAUUUUCAAGGGGCAUAGAGAAAGGAUAUAGAAUUAACAGCUAUGGUUCCAACACACAGGGUUGUGUGAGCUUAAAGUAGUAAAAAACAACAACAACAACAACAACAAAAACAACUCAGUGUAAGGACUGGGAAAAUGCAUAGUUAGGAAUACUAAAGUAUUAGGAAAGCAUUAGGAAAGAAAUUAACGUAAUACAAU
Messenger RNA from Enhydra lutris kenyoni (northern sea otter), 2138 nucleotides. RefSeq names its product fibroblast growth factor 12. Gene Ontology annotation, molecular function: fibroblast growth factor receptor binding; growth factor activity. NCBI's taxonomy places the organism in Eukaryota, Metazoa, Chordata, Mammalia, Carnivora, Mustelidae. Gene Ontology annotation, biological process: fibroblast growth factor receptor signaling pathway; animal organ morphogenesis; positive regulation of protein phosphorylation. Gene Ontology annotation, cellular component: cytoplasm. The record is from RefSeq and is a predicted model, not a curated record. Bases 1 to 732 code for a protein of 243 amino acids. The transcript is spliced from 5 exons.